Molecule: messenger RNA, 468 nt
Organism: Laccaria bicolor S238N-H82
Lineage: Eukaryota; Fungi; Basidiomycota; Agaricomycetes; Agaricales; Hydnangiaceae
Exons: 3
Coding region: 1-468 (155 amino acids)
Source: RefSeq, a predicted model, not a curated record
AUGUUUUCAACUCUUCAAGAGUAUCAUCAAGCAAUCAUCUCAGCAGCAUGGAUGAUCAUCCUAUCCCUCAUCCCGCAGGACCUAGUGCGGGCUGGAGCCAUCUUCCUCGGCUUUCUUAUAUGCAUGCACGCCAUGCGCCCACAAACCCUCAUGAAAACGCUUGAAUUUCGGCUCUCAUCCUUGGAGGAAAAAUUGCAGUAUGCCGUCGAUAGUGGAAUUAUGCGUCAAUCGGAUGCAAGUUUCACUAAUCAAUUCACGAAGGACAUAGGAAGAACCCGCUACAUGAUCUAUGAGCUCUACGAAAGGACGCUUAUUGCGUCCGGCGGAAUUUUUCAGGAGGUAAAGGCCGUUUGGGAGGGUCUCUCAUUCGAGAUUAAUGAGUGCAUUCGGGAUGUUGACGCCCUAGAAAGAGACCUGGAAAUAAACCGCGCAAAAAUUCUGAAGAACCACUAUCAUUCGUGGAAGUGA